Molecule: messenger RNA, 522 nt
Organism: Miscanthus lutarioriparius
Lineage: Eukaryota; Viridiplantae; Streptophyta; Magnoliopsida; Poales; Poaceae
Source: the annotation of a GenBank genome assembly
AUGCCGCCGCCACAGCUGCAGGCGGGGACCGGCUCAGCACACUCCCCGACGAUGUCCUCGUCCUCAUCCUCCUCAAGCUCAGCACCCGCGCUCCCGCCCAGACCCGCGUCCUCUCCCACCGCUGGCGCCGCCCAGACCCGCGUCCUCUCCAACCACAUCUGGGCUCUCCUCCCGGUGCUCAAGUUCUCUUUUCCCAAUGAGCCCCACCUGUUGCGCGACGUCCUCGACGCCCAUGAGGUGCUCGUCCGCGCUCCCUUGGUCCGGGCCGAUGGUGCCACCCCUGAGUCUCUGACGGUCUGGCUCCCCGCCGCCGCACGCCGCGUCUCCGGUGACCUAACCAUUUUCAGCCAUGGUCCGGUGAAAGAUGAAGAGGAAGAACAGACCGCGCAAAGAGGCGCCUUUGAGUUCCCCUGCUUUGAGAAGGCCACCUCGAUCUCGCUCUCCUUGUCUUUUCAGGGCCUCGCCGUGCCUCCCACCGGUGUCUUCACUCGGCUCACAGAGCUCUACCUGAGCCACGUCUAG